AUGCUGGACACCACGAAUUGCAAGGCGGUCUCGCCAGAAUGCCCAGUCGCCGCAACCACCUAUGGAUAUACACCCAAUCUAGGUGCCAACGCGUUCUUCGCCGCGGUAUUUGGUCUUUGUUGUAUAUUGAACCUUGUCAUUGGCAUCAAGUCCCGGCAAGUAAUGUUCACGAUUGCUCUUACCGUGGGUAGUCUGUUGGAAUUGAUAGGGUACAUCGGCCGUAUUCAGAUGCACAAUAACCCUUGGGACAUGGGUGGCUUCCAGAUGCAAAUCGUGUGUCUGAUCCUUGCUCCAUCGUUUGUGGCAGCUGGGAUCUAUUGGUCUUUGAAACAUAUCGUUUUGUUUGUCGGCCCUGAGAAAUCGCGUCUACCGCCUCGUCUUUACCCGUGGAUCUUCGUUGGUUGCGACGUUGGCUCCAUUAUUCUCCAAGCUGCUGGUGGCGGUGUUGCGGGGUCUGCAAAGCGAACGAACAAAGCUCUUCUGGAUGCGGGGAAUAAUAUCAUGAUUUCUGGUAUCGCCUUUCAGGUCGCCACCAUGGGUGUUUGUGGAGUACUCGGAAUGGACUUUGUAUUUCGAGUACGGAAAGGCCGGCAAUUCCAGGAGGUUCAAGCUGAAAAACUUGAAGAAAGUGAGGUUCGCAAGUUUUAUUUUUUCUGUGUAGGAGAGAUUAUUGCCUACUUGACAGUCCUUAUCCGUUGCAUUUAUCGUUUGCCUGAAAUGGCUGGCGGUUGGGGGAACCCGCUGAUGCAAAAGGAGACAGAAUUCCUGAUUCUAGACGGAGCGAUGAUUACGAUUGCAGUCGUCAUUCUCACAAUCUUACAUCCUUACUUCACCUGUCCUUUUGUGCGGAAAUGA
This is a messenger RNA of Penicillium cataractarum, 855 nucleotides long. Its product is annotated as RTA1 domain-containing protein. The record is from RefSeq and is a predicted model, not a curated record. Bases 1 to 855 code for a protein of 284 amino acids. NCBI's taxonomy places the organism in Eukaryota, Fungi, Ascomycota, Eurotiomycetes, Eurotiales, Aspergillaceae. Gene Ontology annotation, cellular component: fungal-type vacuole; plasma membrane. The transcript has 3 exons.